AUGAUCAAAUUAAUCUACUUACAUUACAGGAGCACACCAAACAGAAAGUAUUUCCUCCUGCUGAACUCACCAGUUAUAGCUGGCCAGAUGCAAAACUAUUUACAAGCUAUAGAAACAGUUUUGAAGAGUACGAAGCAGCCCAUUUUCAGCCAAUGGGCCAUCGUAAAUUAUAAUCCUACCCUCACAGAAGUCAAAUGCUUGGAAGUAGAGAUAAGUCGAGCUUUAGCCAACGCAGAACGACCUGCUUUCUUUGAAAGCUUGGAGAGUCUUGUGUCUCAGCUUCGAAAAGAAAGGACUUACUGCAAGGGACAUGGAUAUACAAAGACAGCAACAUCGAUGCCGGAUUUGCUAGCACUCGCAAGAGGCGUUGUUGUCCAAGUGUCGGUACGUAGUCAAAAACAAAAAACAACUAAUGACAAUGCCGAAUAG
Molecule: messenger RNA, 429 nt
Organism: Dovyalis caffra
Lineage: Eukaryota; Viridiplantae; Streptophyta; Magnoliopsida; Malpighiales; Salicaceae
Source: the annotation of a GenBank genome assembly